This is a messenger RNA of Parnassius apollo (apollo), 486 nucleotides long. The record is from the annotation of a GenBank genome assembly. NCBI's taxonomy places the organism in Eukaryota, Metazoa, Arthropoda, Insecta, Lepidoptera, Papilionidae.
AUGGUGUCUUUGGUCUUUGGAGUAGAUGUAGAUCCUCAUAACGAUCUUAAAAGCGUUUACAACUCGUUACGUACUGAAGAACAAGAUGUCUGCUACAGCAAGCUUUGGAAUUUCUACUGCAAACUCAAAUGUGGAAUGAAAGUCGGCUUGUGCAUUGAAAAACAAUGUUAUUGUUUGUUUGUUGUCAACGCUUCAAAAACUAAAGUUGAUGUGCAUGCUUUGGACGAGCCUAUGAUGUAUUCUUCGCGUCCAACGACUCGACAUCACAUUGCACACUUUUGCCCGAAUUUGGAUAUUGCACGAAAAUGCAUAAGAACUUGUAUGAAAAAAGGCAAACCUGCGUUCUGCGGAAAAGAUCACGUGUGCUACUGUGGACAUAAAUACAAAAGCAUAGAUCAUACUUCUGGUGAAAACUUAGAAGAUACUUAUAUCCAAUUUCGGGACAUGUAUGAAAAAUAUUUUGGAAACCGGAAUACUGAGGAAUAA